This is a messenger RNA of Canis lupus familiaris (dog), 1636 nucleotides long. It is a transcript of the gene FDPS, whose product is annotated as farnesyl diphosphate synthase. Gene Ontology annotation, molecular function: dimethylallyltranstransferase activity; (2E,6E)-farnesyl diphosphate synthase activity. Gene Ontology annotation, biological process: trans, trans-farnesyl diphosphate biosynthetic process. NCBI's taxonomy places the organism in Eukaryota, Metazoa, Chordata, Mammalia, Carnivora, Canidae. Gene Ontology annotation, cellular component: cytoplasm. The record is from RefSeq and is a predicted model, not a curated record. The coding region runs from base 315 to 1577 and encodes 420 amino acids. The transcript is spliced from 12 exons.
CGGGAAUUGUAGUCGGAUGAGAACUUUCUGCCUGGAGGGACGGGAGAUCCGGAACUACCGGACCCAGAGGGCCGCGCGCCGAGGGGAGCUGCUUUCAGGAGUUCCCCGCCAACACCCGACCUAGAGCCGACUUCCAGGAGCAGUUCUCGUCUUGGAGGUAUCUUCGAGCCUGCCAGCCCUUUCCCCGCCUACGAGGGAGACCCGGGUGCCAGAUUUGUCGCCGCACUCCCCACGUACCUUCCCUGCCUCCCAGAGCAUCAGUUGGCCCCUCCGUAAGGGAGUGCUCGGUGCCCCCUCCCUAUGUCACCCCCGUGAUGCCCCUGUCCCGCUGGCUGAGAUCUGUGGGGGUCUUCUUGCUGCCAGCCUCUUGCUGGGCGCCCCGGGAAAGGUGGCUGGGUCUCCACCGGCGGCCCUCCCUGGUGCACGGGUUCCCAGUCCUGGGGGCCUGGCACAGUGCCCGCUGCUGGUGCCAAACGUGGACAGAGGAGCCUCGAGCACUUUACUCCUCCCUCAGAAUGAAUGGAGACCAGAAAUUGGACGCUUAUGCCCAAGCAAGGCAGGAUUUCAUCCAGCACUUCCCCCAGAUUGUCAAGAUACUGACUGAGGAUGGCAUGGGCCACCCGGAGACAGGAGACGCCAUUGCCCGGCUCAAGGAGGUCUUGGAGUACAAUGCUGUUGGAGGCAAGUACCAGCGGGGUUUGACAGUGCUGAUAGCAUUUCAGGAGCUGGUGGAGCCCAGGAAGCAGGAUGCUGCUAGUCUGCGGCGGGCCCUGACUGUGGGCUGGUGUGUGGAGCUGCUCCAGGCUUUCUUCCUGGUGUCAGAUGACAUCAUGGACUCGUCCCUCACCCGACGGGGGCAGAUCUGUUGGUAUCAGAAGCCAGGCAUAGGCUUGGAUGCCAUCAAUGACGCUUUGCUUCUGGAAGCAUGUAUCUACCGCCUGCUGAAGGUCUACUGCCGGGAGCAGCCCUAUUACCUGAACCUGAUUGAGCUUUUCCUCCAGAGUUCCUACCAGACUGAGAUUGGACAGACCCUGGACCUCAUCACCGCCCCCCAGGGCAGCGUGGAUCUCAGCAGGUUCACUGAGAAGAGGUACAAGUCUAUUGUCAAGUAUAAGACGGCCUUCUACUCAUUCUACCUUCCUGUGGCCGCUGCCAUGUAUAUGGCAGGCAUCGAUGGGGAGAAAGAGCAUGCCAAUGCUAAGAAGAUCCUGCUGGAGAUGGGGGAGUUCUUUCAGAUUCAGGAUGAUUUCCUGGAUCUCUUUGGGGACCCCAGUGUGACGGGCAAGAUUGGCACAGACAUUCAGGACAACAAGUGCAGCUGGCUGGUGGUUCAGUGUCUGCAGCAGGCAUCUCCAGAGCAGCGCAAAGUCCUUCAGGAGAAUUAUGGGCAGAAGGAGGCGGAGAAGGUGGCCCGAGUGAAGGCGCUGUACGAGGAGCUGAACCUGCCGGCUGUUUUCACGCAGUAUGAGGAAGACAGCUAUAGCCGCCUCAUGAGCCUCAUUGAGCGGUGCGCCUCACCCCUGCCCCCAGCCAUCUUUCUGGGGCUGGCGCACAACAUCUACAAGAGGAAAAAGUGACCUAGAGACGGCGAGGGUGGGGCGGGGCGGCUCUCAAUAAAUUGUCCAAUCUUCUCGUG